UAAUAGAAAUCCCGAAGAAACUCCUAAUCAUGGACGUACCUUUGUUUUAAUUAUUCACGAAACCAAUGACGGUUAUUCGAUUAGUGAUAAAGAAUUACCGUUUCCGAUUAAAUGUGGUGGAAUAGUCAAAUUAUUUUCCAAAAAAGAUAAACAAAGAGAAAACAGUAGUCAAAAUGCUGAUAAAAACAGUAGUCAAAACGCUGAUGGACACUUACUUAUUCUUUUGGCGUUUUCUGGAAUUUACAAGUAUCAUAUUGAUAUGAAGAAUAAAUCUAUUAACAUACAAAAGUUACAAAAGUUAAAAUAUCCAAGAAGAAUAUACAAUACUAUCAUUAGUAAUAUUAAUACAUUGGUUGAAAUCGAUGGUGGCGAUGAAGACGAAAAAUGUCUUAUGACUUACAGUUAUAUUGAAAGAUGCAUAAAUAAGCAUUAUUUUCUGGUUGAUACUAUGGAAGAAGACAUCAAAUACAUAGAACUUUAUGAUUUAAAGACAAACCAAUUAGUAAAUACCUUUCAGAGACAAGCUAUAGACAUACUGACCAUAUUGGAUUUCACUACUUAUGCAAUAUCAAAUAAUGCCAAAUUAUUAGCAUAUGUAUCGUUAGCGACUCAAGGGAUCAAAAUAUAUUCGAUCGAAUGCGGUAUCGAAAUAGCAGAAUGCAGUCUUAAACUAGGAGAGUCCCAAAAAGAGUUGGAUGGUGAAAUACUAGCUCUAUCAACAUUUAUUCAUUUUUUUCAUAAUGACGAGAUGUUACUUGUAUAUACGGGUGGUGGUUUGUCCGCUGUCUGGAAUAUUUUCGACUCAUUACGAAAUUCUAUUGAAUUGAAGAAAUUGUUGAAAACUCCAGUAGCUGCCCUAUAUGAAGGUUAUUAUUAUGUAAUAGAACGAUCAAAUUCAUUCAUGGUAAUUGGUGAAAGUGAUAAACUAGCUAUUUACGAUGAUUCAAUCAUAGAUGAAUAUUCAAAGAAAACUAUUGAACAAAAUUGGAGGCUGCAAUCAGGAAAAGAUUUUGAAAAUCUUCUAGGGCAAGAAUCUCGUCAUGAUCAUAUCUUAAAUCUUCAUUUUAAAAAACCAAAAUUCGAAAAAUUAGAUGAAUAUUAUCAUACACUUGAACCCUGGUUAGGGGAUCUCGAUUUAGAUGAACCACGAUAUUCGUUCUAUCUUGAUGAGGAGAAAAAAAAACUGCUGCUAGUUGGAACCAGCUCAGUUCAAGUUUGGUAUGAUCAAGGUUCUGAAAGAUCUCUUGAAUUCAUUUAUGUGCCUUUAUUUUAUCUGCACUCAGAUGAAGAAGAAAAAUGGAAACGUAAAAAAAUAAAAAUAGUAAACAUAGAGUAUUGCACAGGGAAAUUCAAGCUUAAAAUUCAAAUCGGUGAAAUGGAAAGUGCAAUUAAAAUUAAAAUGGAAGAUGAAGAUGAUUUGAUGAAUGUAGCAAAAUAUGCUUGUUAUACACUUAAAUAUUUUUCUUUUUACAGGGAGCCUAAAAGGUUUAAAACGUUACUUUGGGACAAAUUAAAAUUCACUGAUAUCAUCGAACGAACACGAAGAAUAAUAUUGAGAUUUAUUAGAUUGUAUCCAAAUGCUUGGCGGUUGUUAGAUGUUCGCUUUGAUUUAAUGACUGUUCUUAUUGAGGCAAAGGAAUACGAACUUGUAAAUGACAUUUUAUCUUUUGGAGAACCGAUCCAUAUUCCUAAGUAUUAUUCUUGGUCAGGUGAAAAAAAUGCUAUUGAAACUGCGUUUUCGGAUCUUAAUAUUGGAUUGAUGAAUACAGUUGUAGACAUCAUACCGAAGUUAUAUGGGAGUAAUGAAAAGAUGAAUGGAAAAGAAAAAGGCGAGAAUGAUAAGAUGAAUGAAAAAGAAAAAGAUGAAAAUGAUAAGAUGAAUGAAAAAGAAAAGGAUGAAAAUGAUAAGAUGAAUGAAAAAGAAAAAGAAGAGAAUGAAAAAAAGCAUGAAAAAGAAAAAGAUCAAAAGAAAAAUGUGAAAGAAAAAGAAUUACGCGAAUAUUAUGCUCGAAAAUUAUUUUAUAGUUCAUGCUUUUGCAGCACAAAAUGCGAACUAUCCUCUUUUGAAUUUCUUGAAAUUUCACCAAAGUCAAGUGGCUUAUUAAAAAUUUUUAUACCUAUAACACAGUUGAUUCCACAAGAUUCUAAAUUAGAUCUAAAAAAGAUCGGUUAUGAUAAAAUUGAUGAUAUCAAAAUGUAUUUAAUUCUUUCUAGUAAAUAUAAAGGGGAGAAACACAAUCACAGUCCCUUUAUUGAACUCAUUAAAUUUAUGAAAAAAGAUGAACAUGACAUUUUAUAUGAAAAUCCAUCAAUGGGAGUUGUCAUGAAUUGGAUGUGA
Racocetra persica is the source of this 2338-nucleotide messenger RNA. The record is from the annotation of a GenBank genome assembly. Lineage: Eukaryota; Fungi; Glomeromycota; Glomeromycetes; Diversisporales; Gigasporaceae.